AUAUAGCUCGCGUGACCGGAAGCUUUAUAAAAAGCCUAGCCUAUUGUAACACCAAGGUCACGCCCCCAUAUCUCAUACACAUAUGUGGAACUUGAUAACACAGGAAAGGCUGAUAAUAUAUACAACGACUGGAAGCAGACGAGACUGGCUUUAGUACCUGUAUACUUUCCCCGGUUCCACCUCAUCCUGAGUCAAUGUCUAACAUGGAUACCUCCGAAUAUCUCGGGGGGGAAUGAAUGGAAAUAAUGGGGAAGUACGUCCCCACCAACCGUACAAGACCGUCCACUUCAGACAAGGACGAGUUAUUGUGGACCUGAUGCUCAUCGGGGAAUACAACGCUGGAAAGUCAAGCAUCAUUCGACGAUUUGUGGAUGGAACAUUUGACGACAGUUUGUGUUAUACGAUUGGCUGCAGUUUUUAUGUGAAGAACGUAUGUCUUGACCGUUCUGACAUCAAGUUAAGACUGUGGGACACCUCCGGAGGCGAACGGUACAGGGGCCCUAGUAGGUCAGAGUACCGGCACUGUCACGGCGUUAUCAUCGUGUAUGACGUCACAAACAUGAAAAGCUUUGAAAACAUCGCAAGCAUUUGGCUGAAGAACAUAGAGCAAAAUGGAACGAGUGACCUAGUGGUGAUGAUCGUUGGAACCAAGUGUGACCUUCCGGGUCGACAGGUUGAUUACGUCACGGCUAAGAAAUAUGCCGACAGACUGAACGUACCGUUGAUGGAGAUAAGUUCCCUGACAGGAUAUGGCAUUGACCGUGCCAUCAUGUCUGCCGUUACCAUGGCCUUAGACAAGAUUAUCCAAAACGCAUCGUCGAUAUGUGAAGGGGAAUAUGUCUAUGCAAAGAGGAAAACUGACAAUGGCUGUCAACUCUCCUGAUGGCUAACAAAACGCCAAAGAUCUUAAAACAAUUAAGGAUGGAUGUCAUCUACACUGAUAGUCCGCAUAGCUAACAAUAUUGACACUGUUUGUCAAAUGUACUGGGAGCACAAAGAUCUGACAACAUUCGCACCGACUGUCAACAGUACUAAGUGGACAUAGAUUUAAUAACAACUGAUACUGGCUGUCAAACGUAGUAAGGAUCCAGAGAUUAAUUAACUCUUGUUUACUUACUGAACAUACAUAUUCGUAAAAGAUGUGCAUUGCUUAGGUUGCCUUACAAUCGUCAGCUGUAGGGAAUUCCCUCAGCGGUAAAGCAUCGUGCUGGAGCCCCAUCGACGGCACUAUCUUUAUCACUAUUUCUCGUCAUACUACACAACCUGGUGCCGUUGACCCUCUCCGUUUAAGGUAGGAGAACACUUGGCGGGAAGCCAAAGAACCUGGGUUACAUUCUUCUAUGAAGAAUAAUUGUUUUCAUGUGUAUUGAAGACUAAUGAUAUUGACGUGUUUUUUUUUAUUUUGACUGGUGCUUCAAUUCUAUAAAAUGGAACAAAUCACAUCAUUAUUGCAUGAAGUUCUAAUAAGAACAGAUGUAGUUUAAUGUAACAUGUACGGUCUAUACGUGCGCUUCCUGCACCAAAUUUAUUUGUUGAAAUAAGAUAGUUUUGUACAUGUAGUUCAUAUCGGACUUGACACGAGUUUCCAUGCAUUUCAUAUAAAAAUGAAACAUGCAUAUUUCUUUUCUUUUUAUCGAGCACCUAGCGAGCUAAGAUAAAGUGAUUUUAAGGUAACUUCUAUCCCAAGAUCAAAACCUGCUUUUCCAUCUCAUUCUUGAAGGCUAAAAUACUGCCAUCUUGGCGCAAUACAUAAUGUUUCCAUUGUGACGUUAAAAUAUAAUACAAGACCCUGUGACGUUAUGUCAUUCCAAUGUAUAUCGUUGUGUUGGUACUAUUACAUGCGUUCAUAUGCCAUAUAUAUAUAUGGCAUUUGCAUUUGCUGAAUGGUUACGCAAGUUGAAUGGGUUCCUCAUGCAUCCAGUUUAACUGGGAAAUAGUACAAGUAAUCUGGUCCGUAGUUUUAGAUGACGUGACACUGUAUGUGUAAUGCUUAUGUGCUUGUUUUGUUGGGAUGUUUGUGUUAUGAAUUUUGUUAAUAAAAUACGUUAUUUUAUAUACUGUU
Mizuhopecten yessoensis (Yesso scallop) is the source of this 2062-nucleotide messenger RNA. RefSeq names its product ras-related protein RabA-like. The record is from RefSeq and is a predicted model, not a curated record. Gene Ontology annotation, molecular function: GTP binding; GTPase activity. Bases 233 to 883 code for a protein of 216 amino acids. The transcript is spliced from 7 exons. NCBI's taxonomy places the organism in Eukaryota, Metazoa, Mollusca, Bivalvia, Pectinida, Pectinidae.